ACCUGCCGGAUAAAUCAUCAACAUAAAACGCAUGAGCAGAUGAUUACUCGCCGAGUUUCAUCUUUCAUAUGCUUCGUUGAUGUUGACCAUUUAAGUACAAAACUUCAAAUGGUCAAAGGAGUAAAGUGAAAGCUAUUUGAUCUUCUAGAUUCACUCAAAACCUCUUUACCAUACCACUGACACUGCGUUUCCCCUUAUUAAAACCCUUCUGCUCAACGCAAUAGCAUCACUAUCUAUCCCUCUCAAAGGCCCAAAAUGUGGCAUCUUCUUCUUCACCUUCUUAUCUGUACCCUCUUCUUCACUUCACCCUUUGUUCACUCUCGAACCACUCCACAUAGCUUCAAAACUUCCAUUCUUGAUGUCUCCGCUUCCAUUCAAAACACUCUCAAUGUUCUCUCGCUCCAUCCCCAAACCACACAGCUCUUUAAAGCACAACAACACAACUUAGACUCGAUAGUCUCAGCUUCUUCUAAGCUUUCCAUGGCGUUACUACCAAGAGUUUCGCUUCGGGGAACUUCACACACUGAUUACAAGUCCCUCACUUUAGCCCGACUCGAGCGUGACUCGGCCCGAGUUAGAUCUCUAUCCACUCGGUUAGAUCUGGCCAUUAACCAUAUCUCCUCAUCGGAUCUUAAACCAUUAGACAACGGCUUGGAAUUCCAAGCUGAGGAUCUAGAAAGUCCCAUUGUGUCGGGGACGAGUCAAGGAAGUGGGGAGUAUUUCUCCCGAAUUGGAAUCGGUAACCCGCCGAGUCAGGUGUAUAUGGUGCUCGAUACCGGAAGUGACAUCAACUGGUUACAGUGCGCACCCUGCUCUGACUGCUACCAGCAAGCCGACCCCAUUUUCGAUCCGGCUUCCUCGUCUUCCUAUUUUCCUCUCACGUGUGACACCGAACAAUGUAAGUCCCUCGACGAGUCUGAGUGUCGUAACGGCACUUGUCUCUACGAAGUAUCUUAUGGAGAUGGUUCAUACACCGUCGGCGAUUUAGUCACCGAAACUAUCAUACUCGGCUCAGCUAAGGUUAAUAAUGUAGCCAUCGGCUGCGGUCACAAUAAUGAGGGGCUAUUUGUUGGAGCCGCCGGCUUACUUGGAAUGGGAGGUGGUUCGCUAUCUUUUCCUUCUCAGAUUAACGCGACUACUUUCUCUUACUGUCUCGUCGACCGUGAUUCUGACGCAGCAUCAACUCUCGAGUUCGAAACGCUGUUACAUCAAAAUGUCGUUUCUGCUCCUUUACUCCGUAACCCCGAACUCGACACAUUUUAUUAUCUCGGUGUAACGGGACUCAGUGUGGGCGGUGAGUUACUCUCUGUUUCCGAGUCAGCAUUCAAAAUAGAUGAGACAGGUAACGGAGGGAUAAUUAUCGACUCGGGAACGGCGAUAACUCGGUUGCAAACGGACACGUACAAGGCGUUACGCGAUGCCUUUGUUAAGGGGGCUCAGGAUUUGGUGUCAACUACUGGUGUGUCGUUAUUCGACACGUGCUAUGAUUUGUCGUCUAAGAGUAGCGUUGAGGUGCCUACGGUGACGUUUCAUUUUGCAGAUGGAAAAGCGUUACCGUUGCCACCGAAGAAUUAUUUAAUACCAGUUGACUCAAAUGGAACGUUUUGUUUGGCGUUCGCUCCUACGACGUCGUCAUUGUCAAUCAUUGGGAACGCACAGCAGCAGGGGACACGAGUUAGUUUCGAUCUAGUUAACUCUCUGGUGGGGUUCUCACCAGAUAAAUGUUGAGAACACUAGUUUACAUUUGUGACGGUUUUACCCUUAAUUAGGACGGAUAUUAACCAUUUUGGUCAAAUGACUCAAAUGUCAAAAGAAUGGAAUGUGGACCCACUUUGAAUACUCAGUCGAGUGAUUAUGCCAUUAUUGGAAAGUAGUGGCAUGUAAAGUAAAUUAACUGUAUGUGUUGGGGUAUUUAUGACUCUAAAGCAAGAGGUUACUGUGGAAAAAAAAUGUAUGCGAUCUGAUUCAGCGCAUGUGAUUGACUGCUUUUGGCAAUUUGGUUUGUAUUUUUUAUGGGUUGGUAUUUGUUGACAUUUGUGCGUCCAAUUCA
This is a messenger RNA of Mangifera indica (mango), 2050 nucleotides long. Its product is annotated as protein ASPARTIC PROTEASE IN GUARD CELL 1-like. NCBI's taxonomy places the organism in Eukaryota, Viridiplantae, Streptophyta, Magnoliopsida, Sapindales, Anacardiaceae. Gene Ontology annotation, molecular function: aspartic-type endopeptidase activity. The record is from RefSeq and is a predicted model, not a curated record. Gene Ontology annotation, biological process: proteolysis. Bases 256 to 1728 code for a protein of 490 amino acids. The transcript has a single exon.